Pistacia vera is the source of this 1902-nucleotide messenger RNA. Its product is annotated as 3,9-dihydroxypterocarpan 6A-monooxygenase-like. NCBI's taxonomy places the organism in Eukaryota, Viridiplantae, Streptophyta, Magnoliopsida, Sapindales, Anacardiaceae. The record is from RefSeq and is a predicted model, not a curated record. Gene Ontology annotation, cellular component: membrane. Gene Ontology annotation, molecular function: oxidoreductase activity, acting on paired donors, with incorporation or reduction of molecular oxygen, NAD(P)H as one donor, and incorporation of one atom of oxygen; heme binding; iron ion binding.
AUGGCCUCAAGUUUUAACGUCAUGUUCUUCAAUUGCAUUUUGGUCUUGAUUUCGAUAUUUUCAUUACUGAUUGUGCGUUGGCUCAUCAAAACAUUCACAAAUUCUCAAGCCAAAAUCCGUUUUCCACCAGCCCAAAGCCCACCAGCUCUACCAAUCAUCGAUCACCUUCAUCUAUUAAGCACCCAAUUGCCAAAGUGCCUCCAAACACUAGCUGGCCGUUAUGGCCCCCUGAUGCAAAUACGUAUAGGUGCAAUCACAUAUGUCGUGGUUUCCAACGCCGAUGUUGCCAAUGAAAUCUUGAAAACCCAUGACAUCAACUUUUCCUCUAAGUAUGAGUCUGGUCCUUGCCAAUGCAACAUAUACAAAGGCUUUGGUUUUAUCACUGCCCCUUAUGGCCCUUAUUGUCGAUUUAUGAAAAAACCGUGCGCGACGAAACUUUUUGCAGGAGCCCAGCUUGAUAGAUUCAAUCAUAUGCGAGAGCAAGAAUUGGAAAAGUUGUUAAAAUCAUUGAUGAAGGGUUGUGACCAAGGAGAGGCCUGCAAUUUGGGGGUUGAGGUAGCCGACCUGAUGAACAAUUUGACAUUCAGAAUGACUAUGAGCAAGAAAUUUUCGGGCAAUGGUGGUGAAGCUAAGAGGAUGAGGAUGUUGAUUCUGGAGAUUAUGGAGCUUGCUGCCAAGUUUGGUGCGAAUGAAGUCUUUGGUUUUCUCAAAAAUAUCGAUCUCUUUGGAAAUGGGAAAAAGAUUAGAGAAGCAAUUUGCCGUUAUGAUGUAUUUUUGGAGGAGAUAAUGAAGGACUAUGAAGACAAUCUAAAGAACGGUGAAGAAACUAAUGAAGAUAGAGAUCUGAUGGAUGUAGUGUUGGAGACUUACAGAGACACAAAUGCUGAAGUGAAGUUAGCGAAAAAUAAUAUAAAGUAUUUCUUCAUGGAACUAUUUAUGGCAAGCGUCGAUACUACGACAGCUGCCAUACAAUGGAUCAUGGCAGAGCUCAUCAACCGUCCUGAAGUAUUCAAGAAGCUAAGAGAUGAAAUUGAAUCGGUCGUGGGGUUUAGCAGGCUAGUCAAAGAAUCGGACGUUCAAAAACUUCCUUAUUUGCAAGCAAUCGUUAAAGAAUCCUUGAGACUUCACCCUCCGGCACCCAUAGUGUUCAGAGAAUGCAUCACAGAUUGCAAGAUUAAAGGUUUCGACGUUAAGGCUAAGACUAAAACCCUAGUAAGUUUAUAUGCCAUCAUGCGGGACCCGAAUUCGUGGAAUGAUCCAGACGAAUAUUUACCAGAGAGAUUUUUGAGUGAGAACAAAAUUGAUGAACAUAAUGAGAUGGAAAUGAAGGGUCAAGAUUUUCGUUACCUUCCAUAUGGUGGUGGAAGAAGAGGAUGUUCAGGUGCUGCACAUGCUCAUUCAGUGAUGCAUGCAACGAUUGGAGCAUUAGUCCAGUGCUUUGACUGGAAAGUGAAGGGCGGUGAAAAGAUUGAUAUAAUUGUUGGGUCUGGAUUUUCGGGAGCAAUGGCAGUUCCUCUUAUUUGUUACCCUAUUACACGUUUUAAUCCCUUGACAUAUUCAUGGCGGGGACAGACACGUCAUCAGCGGCCAAGCGAUGGGCCAUGGGAGAACUCAUUACCAUCCAAAAGCCUUGAAGAAACAGAGAAACGAGAUCAAUUCAGUAGUGGGAACAAACAGGCCGGUCAAAAUUUUCGUUACUUUCCAUUUGGGAGUGGGCGAAGAGGGUGGGCUGAUGCAUCACUUGCCAUGUUGGUGAUACAUGCAGCCGUUGGAUCGUUGGUCCAGUGUUUUGAUUGGAAACUUCAUGAUGGGGAGGAGGUUGAUUUGAUCCAAGGGCCAGGAUUUUCAACAGAAAUGGCCAAAUCACUUGUACGAACUACUGUGUUUAAUUACUUACUGUGA